AAAACUUGCGCAACAGGCAAUGAAAUGAUUAUAUUAAAGUUCACACAACAUAACUACAUUAUCACUAAUAUUUAAUUUAAUAAUCCCGUUAAUUAAAGUAAUUAGAAGAAAUUAGAGGAAUAUCGCGAUCAUGGUGCUAUGGGAGAUUGCACUCGGAACUGCGUAUUUUUUGGGUCUCAAACGAACUUACAGGCACGCUAUAAGGAUUCAACGUAGGAUCAUAAACCCUAACCACUCUCAGAUCCGCCAAUUUCUUCACAGAAGAACUCGUUCUGUAUUUGAUGUAGCAAUCAAAGUUCAUCAGAAUAUUCAAGUAAGGGACAUACAAGUUGGCCGGAAUCUCGGAAACUUCAUUUUGCGAUGGUUUGAUCGAAUGAAACCGUCAGCUCAGAUUCAUGGUGGAUCAGCCACAAAUGGUGCUAGCUCAAUUAUAAGAACGACAAAGCUUCAAGCUAAGUCUUUCAACCUCAGAAGACCUAGUUACUACAGGUUAUUCAAGAGGGGAUCAAAUAAGCGCUUAUUUACCCCAUCAUCAAGUAUAUGGCCAAAACCUUUCCCCACCAUUGCAAGUAUGUUGCGACCACCAAAUCCUGCUGGGACAUCCACCCACUAUCGGAACCUCAGUAUCUAUCCUCAUGAUGGUUUUAGAACAAACUGUAAUGCUUACCGAUCGGAAGGCGUUAUUAGGAAGGACAUCAUGCAAUGGAUGCUGCAAAACUAAGGACCAAUACAUUUUCCUCAGAGAGAAGCCGUGGCUCCUGAAGCUCUUCAUAUUAUCUUUUCCUAUCCAAAGAAUUCAUUUUUUUUUGUUUGUUUGUUUUAGUUUCUUUGGACUUCAUAUAAUCUGUUGAGCUUCCUUGUGGAGAAUGAACUGUGGAAUAUUUGUCUGUAGUUUUUGGUUUAAAGAACUAACAGAUAACAAUCAUGUUGUUUAAUAAUAAUGAGGAUUUUGUUAUUUCUGUUUUUGUUUCUCUCAGAAAA
This is a messenger RNA of Vicia villosa (hairy vetch), 981 nucleotides long. RefSeq lists its product as uncharacterized. The coding region runs from base 131 to 721 and encodes 196 amino acids. Lineage: Eukaryota; Viridiplantae; Streptophyta; Magnoliopsida; Fabales; Fabaceae. The record is from RefSeq and is a predicted model, not a curated record. The transcript is spliced from 2 exons.